UUCAGCCAGAACCGGCUCGAAGAAGGAAAAUCCCAUCAGGUGUGGAGGGAGCAGCUCUUUGCCCAAGGAGCUGCCAUGGUGCACUGGCUGUACCUGUCCGGGCUGGUGCUAGCCGUGCUCAUCCCGGCAGGAUGGCAGCUGGCUCCCCAGGACCUGCAGGACCUGCCCAGAUGGGAGCUGUUCAGAGCCCAGAACUCCCAGAGCUUCCUGUCCCACAUCAAGCGCCACUCAGAGGGGACCUUCACCAGUGACUUCACGCGGUACCUGGACAGGAUGAAGGCCAAGGACUUCGUGCACUGGCUCAUCAACACCAAGAGGUACAAUUAACAGAAAAUCCCAGCGGCAGCAUCCACAUAGGAAUGUUGGACCUCUCCAUCACCAGCCAGGAUUGGGAGCUCCAUGGGAAGGAUUUGAAGGAUUCAUCCAUCACACACAGUUCCUGGAGCCAUCCCAUUCUCCAUGGGAAAGCUUUGAAGGAUUCAUCCCCCACAGCUCCUGGAGCCAUCCCCUGCCCCACGGGAUGGAUUUGAAGGUUCCAUCCAUCCCCCACACCUCUCCUGGAGCCAUCCUGUGCCCCAGGAGAAGGAUUUGAAGGAUCCAUCCCUCACACCUCUCCUGGAGCCAUCCUGUGCCCCAGGAGAAGGAUUUGAAGGAUCCAUCCAUCCCCCACACCUCUCCUGGAGCCAUCCCAUUCUCCAUGGGAAGGAUUUGAAGAAUUCAUUCAUCACACAGUUCCUGGAGCCAUCCCAUUCUCCAUGGGAAGGAUUUGAAGGAUUCAUCCAUCACACACAGCUCCUGGAGCCAUCCUGUGCUCCAUGGGAAGGAUUUGAAGGAUCCAUCCCUCACACCUCUCCUGGAGACAUCCCAUUCUCCAUAGGAAGGAUUUGAAGGAUCCAUCCAUCCCUCACCCCUCUCCUGGAGCCUCCCCUGCUCCCCAGGCACCUCCUCCUGAAAUCUGCCCCCACGGAUCAAACCUGGCUUUCUUUUCCCUGCACUUUUUCCCAAAUGCCAAUAAAACCUUUGCUCCAUCCUGCUGCUGGUUCCUGACUCCAAACUUUCCGAGCAUCCCACUGGGAUCCUGCACAGUCCCAAGGGAUUUCCUCUGACUCCCCAUUUGCUGCCUCAUUUUUCCUUCAAUUCCUCAAUUUUCAGAUAACCAGGCUGUGCCCACCUGACCCCACAGACCAGGGCCAAAAGAAACUGGAGAGAAAUUUAGGAAUAAACCUGCAAAAAUUCC
This is a messenger RNA of Catharus ustulatus (Swainson's thrush), 1237 nucleotides long. Its product is annotated as pro-glucagon-like. Gene Ontology annotation, biological process: negative regulation of apoptotic process; positive regulation of insulin secretion involved in cellular response to glucose stimulus; adenylate cyclase-modulating G protein-coupled receptor signaling pathway. Gene Ontology annotation, cellular component: extracellular region. The transcript has 4 exons. The record is from RefSeq and is a predicted model, not a curated record. NCBI's taxonomy places the organism in Eukaryota, Metazoa, Chordata, Aves, Passeriformes, Turdidae. The coding region runs from base 76 to 327 and encodes 83 amino acids. Gene Ontology annotation, molecular function: hormone activity; glucagon receptor binding.